Apis cerana (Asiatic honeybee) is the source of this 12788-nucleotide messenger RNA. RefSeq names its product AP-1 complex subunit sigma-2 (gene AP-1sigma). NCBI's taxonomy places the organism in Eukaryota, Metazoa, Arthropoda, Insecta, Hymenoptera, Apidae. Gene Ontology annotation, cellular component: AP-1 adaptor complex; membrane coat. The record is from RefSeq and is a predicted model, not a curated record. Gene Ontology annotation, molecular function: clathrin-cargo adaptor activity. Gene Ontology annotation, biological process: vesicle-mediated transport; intracellular protein transport.
UCAAUUAAAUUAUUUUAUUAAAUUAUAUGCGAUUUAAGUUUACAUUAGUUGAAGUAAGAUGGAAGUAGAGGAAGAUGAUUCUAUUUCAUAUGAUUUUAAAUUUCAUAAUAAAAAAAGCAUAAUGUGUCAUGUUUAUAUUUUUAUGCUUUGUUUCUUAUUUAUAUUCAAAUAAUAAUAUAAAAUUAUAAAAUUAAUAAAAUUAUAAAAUCAAAAAUUUAAUGUCAUAGAUAAAGAUAAACUACACGCAGUCUCUAAUGGUAGAUUUAUUCUUUACUUCUAAUAUAAUUCUAUAUCAUUUUUUUGUAUACAUAAAAUUAUAUAUAUUUUAAUAUUGUUUUUUUUAUACAUUUUAAUACACUUUAUAUUACAUGAUUGUUUUUUCUUAUAAUAUUAUUUAAUAGAUAUUUUUUUUUUAAAUAGAUUGAAAUUAUUCAAUUUAACAAUUCAAGAUAUAAUUUCACUGAUACUUGCGCCAUCUCUUAAAAAUGUAUGAUUAAAUGUGAACAAAAUUACUCAUAUUAAAAUUGGAAUAGGUUUUUUUAUUGUGAUUUAUCGAAAAGUGCUGUGAUUAAUUUUAUAAUCUUUUUAUAGAAAAAAAUUCGUUUAAAGAUGAUGCAAUUUAUGCUAUUAUUCAGCCGUCAAGGAAAAUUACGUUUACAAAAAUGGUAUGUGGCUCAUCCUGAUAAAUUAAAGAAAAAAAUUACACGAGAAUUAAUUACUACAAUAUUGGCACGAAAACCAAAAAUGUCAAGUUUUUUAGAAUGGAAAGAUGUUAAGGUUGUCUAUAAAAGAUAUGCUAGUUUAUAUUUCUGUUGUGCAAUAGAACAAAAUGAUAAUGAACUAUUAACAUUAGAAAUUAUACAUCGUUAUGUUGAAUUAUUAGAUAAAUAUUUUGGAAGUGUUUGUGAAUUAGAUAUAAUUUUCAAUUUUGAGAAAGCAUACUUCAUCUUAGAUGAAUUAUUGGUUGGUGGUGAAAUUCAAGAAACUAGUAAAAAAAAUGUCCUAAAAGCCAUUGCAGCUCAGGAUUUACUACAGGAGGAGGAAACUCCACAAGGUUUUUUUGAGGAUCAUGGUCUAGGAUAAUACUUUCUAAACAAUGUAUCCAGCUUAAUGUAAGUGGUGUACUCUUACAACACUGCUUCAACAUUCCAGAAUUCUAUUUACAAUAAGCUUUAUCAAAUCGAUUUAAAUGUAUGGUACUGCAAAGAUAAAUUUAAAUUAUGUUUUAAUUAAAAUCAUGUUUUUAUUAUAAAAUUUUAUUUAAAUGUAAUUACAUAUAAAAAGUUGUAAUCACUAUUUGAAAAAUCAUUGAAAUCUAAUUAUUCUAUACAUGUUAAAAAAUAAACAAAUUGUUUCUCUUUAUUAAAAUAUUGGCAGUACUAUACUAUAUUUAUAAUUAUAUAUUAUAUAGAUAUAUAUACAUGUUUUUUUAAGUUUGUAUAUUAUUUAACCCUUUAUAUUUUAUUUACUUUAUAAAGUAAUUCUAUUUAUUUUUAUUACAUUUUUCAUUUUUAGUAGUAUUUUCAAAGAAGAUGAUAUUAUCAAAUAAUUGCUUUCAAAAUAAACAUUUAUAAUUAUAUUAUUUGAAUUAUACAUUGUUUAAUUUUUAAAUUAAUUGCAUUAUGAAUUACAAAUGCUGUUUGUGUAUUUUUUGUGUAUUCUAAUAUGUAUAUAUAUAUUAGAAUAUAAGCAAUAAUAAAUAAAGAAAUAUGACUUAUAUAAUUGUAAUAAGAUUGAAAUAUUUUUCAAAUUUUUUUGUAUGUAAUAUUUAAAUAAUUCAAUCAUUAUAACUGUUAUAUCUUUUUUUCAUGGAUGAUUCUUAUUAAAUUAUAUUAUAUAAAGGGUUAAAUAAUUAAUGAUUAUUCAAUAAUAUUAUAGUUAUACAUGUAUUAAUGUAUUCUUCGCGAGGUGCUUCUUAAAUUUUCAUUUGCAUUUAAUUAUUUUUUUAAAUUGAAGUAUAAAAAAAAUUGAAGUAUAAAAAGUUAUUAUGCUCUAUUAAUUUUUUUAUUAAUAAUGAAAUUGUGACAUUUUAUAGUUAUUAUAAAUACAAUAGUCAAUGAAUUUGACUUUGGCACUAAAAAAAUAUAUUAUUUAAAAAUAAUUCUACAAUUUAAACAAAUUCUACAAUGAAAACAAAUUGAAAAAAAAUAAAGAAGUAAUAUUUGAAAAAUAUAUGAAAAAAUUUAGAAAACAAAAUUUGAAGAAUUUUAUUUUAUAAGAAUUAUUGUCUCGAAUGAUUAUUAAAAAAAAUUAUGAUUAGAAAAAAAUUUAAUUAUAUUGCUAUAAAAAUUUUUCAGUUAAAGAUUUAUAGCUAAUAUAUGUUUAACAUAAUUUUUUUUAAUAGAUAUACUGCAUAUAGAAAAUUUAAGUUUUUUAAGAAAUAUGAAUUGAAAUAUAAUAAAAUUAAAAAAAAUCGAUAAAAGCAUUUUGAUACCAUUGAAUCUUGAUGAGCAAAUUAUAUAUUUUUCUCAUCAUAUAUGCUAUAAAUUUCAGCAAUCGCUGUAUGAAGAAAUUUUUCUUGUUAUAAUUAAUAGUUGAAUACUCGAAUUUAAUAUUUGUUUAAGAAGUUUGAAACAGCAUAUCCAGUUAAUUAAAUAUAUUUUUUAUUUAUUAUUUAAAUAAUUAAAUAAUUUAAUUAAAUUUCAUUCAAAUUGCUUUCAAAAUUUUAUUUAUUUUUAUGUAAUUUAAAAGUAUGGAAUAUUUAUGAAAUUUUGAAAAGAAAAAAAGAACAAAAUUAUAAAAUAUAAUAAUUUUUUAAACUUUAAAAGUAUAAUUUUUUGAAUAUAGAAAUAUUCAAUCAAUAAUCUAUAAUUUAUCUAUCAAUUUAUAAUUUAUAAUUUAUAAUUUAUCUAUCAAUUUUUUUCUUUAUAUAAAAUAUAAUAUAAAAAUGAUUUUGAAAUGUUUUUUAUUAAUUAUAAUAAAAAAUGUCAAAUGUCUUACUAUAAUCAAUUAUUUCAUAGAAUUUAAACUGGAUAUACUAUAAAAUUUCCUAAAUUUUGUUGAAUUGAUUAAUAAUAGGUGAAAUAAUAGAAAAUCCAUUGGAAAGACUUUCACCGAAUGAUUAUGCAAAUCAUUUGUUUUACACAGAAUGACUUAUUUUAAAGAAAUUAUUCAUUAAAGAAUUCACGAAUGAGUUGAAAGUAAAUAUAUUCAAUUUAUAAUUUAACUAUUUAUUGUACAAAUAAAUCAUAUAAAAGACAAACCGGAACGAGAUUGAUUAAAAAAAACCAUAUCUAAAGAACAUAAUCACAUAUUCUGACAUCAAAAUCAGAAAAUUUAAAAAAAUAGUUGAUUAGCUUUGAAUACAUUAUUCUUAUGUGAAAAUUAUGUUAAAGUAAAUCAAAAAGAUUUCUUUAAAAUCCUUCAAGAAUACGUUUCAUUUAUUUUUUUUCCAUUUCCAACUUAGUAAUUAGUAAUUUUCUUAGAUAAAUUUAUAAAAUUUAAAAUCGGUCAUUCCGUGUAUACUGACUGGAAAUGUGAAACGACUGAUGAUAAUAUCGAUUUCUCUGAAGCAUCGCCCUAUGAUAUUUUUUCAAUGCAGCUGAUUAUAAAAACAUUCAUGUUCCUGUUAAUCAUCAUCUUCUUAUAGCAAUAUAUUUUUGCGCGAUUUGAUCACCGAUUCGUUCUUUCAUAUAUAUUUCAAUAGCAGGCGAUAGAAAUCGAUAUUAAAAUAUGCAAGUUUGUAUCGUUACUAGAACCAUAUAGUUUAUCAAAUAUGGAAAAAUGUUCACUGAUUGUAUUUAAGAGAGAGAAAAAAAGAGAGAGAGAGAGAAAGAGAGAGAAAAUUUUCAUAGUAAUCGCGAUAAAUAUGUAACAACUACGCGAACACUUUGGGAAUUUGCAUAAGGACAAUAAGUUUAAGCACUGUUCGUUGAAUUGUUUGUUCAUGGUAUUGAUACAAACUAAUAGAAAGCGUUAUACAUAUCUGAAAACUAUAUAAGUAUCCACCAGUUUUCUAUAAUUUAUCUAGAUGUAGAUCGAAAUGUAUCGUGAUGUAUACAUCCACGAAUUAUAUCAUUUCAACCGGUUCAUUUUGAUAUUCUAUUUUAUACAUUCUAUUUUAUUUCGAUAUUUUAUUUCGAAUUUUUUGUUUUGCGAGUUUCUUUAACGAGUUUGAAAGAGAUAUAGUAGUUUUGGUUGAUAUAACGAAAUGCAUUGUUUCAAGUAAAUUGACAAAUUAAAAUAUUAAGGUGAUGGUAUUACAAGGAUUAAAUAAAAUUUAGUAGUAGUAAGUUUUUAAUAAUAACAAAUAGUGAAUAAAUUAAGUUAGUUAAAUUAAAGUUAAAUCAAAGUUAAAUUAAAGUCAAUUUAAAACUUGAAAUCAAUCAAUAAUUUUUUUUUUAAUGUCAUUAUGACAUCGCUAUUUUGACCAAACUUACUAUACUUAACAGAUGAUUUUCUUAAUAGAUUAAAAUUUUUUAAUCAAAUGAUUACAAAAUUUAUAAAAAUAUCUUUUUACAUUGCUAGGCAAUAUGAAUGUUUAUCUGGGAUUUGUAUAAUUAAAAAGAAAUGAAUAGAGACAAAAAAAAAAGAAAAAUACAGAAUAAUAUAUGAAAUAUUGAUUACAAUGAUAAAAUUAACCCAAAGAAAACAACAUAUUGCCUAGGAAUUUUAUUUUUUUAUUUAUCUUAUUUUAUAUUACAUAUACAUACAUAUAUCUAUAUAUUCAUAAAUGAUUUCACCAAACAAUAUAUAGAAUAAUUUUAAUUAUAUAAAAAAAAUGGCUAUGUUUAAAUUAAAUACUAUUUACUAUUUUGCGUUUCAAGUAUUAAUAAAUAAUGGUGCACGUAAACUGAUAUAAUUGCAUUGUUUUCUGUACCAUAAGCACUUUAUAUACGUAAACUUUAGGCACGUUAUUAUUAUAUAUAAUCAUUAUAUUUUUCGUUAGAUUAAUGAAUAUACGUAACAAUACAAUAGCAAAGAUACUUUUGUUCGAUAGUAUUUCGCGUAAGAAGAAAUCAAAAUUAGAAAUUAAGUGCUCAGAAUUAUUAGAAUUUGGUGGUAAAGAAGGAUUAAAGUAUUAAAUAAAAUUCAAGAAAUAAUACGAACCAAUGUUACAAACAUAUGAAUAUGUAUUUACUAUAUAAGUAUAUGAAUAUUAUAUUUGAAAAGACGAUGCUUUGUGCUCCGUCCAAUAAUAAAAUAUGUGAUGUAAAAAAAAUUUUUUUUUCAUCCUUUUCCUCUUAUUAAUAUAAUUUUGAUAAUUUGAAAUUUUCCAAUUAAUAAUCUGAAAAUGAUAAAUUGGCAAAUGAUUAUUACGAUUGUCCCAUAUAUUUAAUUUUCUAAAUUAAAAUUACAGCAUGUACGCGCAUUAAACUGUUGAAUGGGGAGGGAAUGAACACAACAUGGACACGCGAAUGCGUUUCCUCAUCCACUUCCGAUUGGAUAUUGAAAAAUCCUAUACGAGCCACGCUGUCGAGAUUUUCAUUAUCGACGUUUGUGGUAUUCAUUGUCGACUACGUACUUCAAGGAUUCAUGCAACAGCAAGUCGAUGAUGGGUGACAAUAAUAUCGCAUAUAACAAUGUUGUAUUAUUCAUAAAACGCAGGAUAGAAAAUGUUAGUUUUAAUCAAGUAAUAAGUUGACAAGAAUCGAACACUACACGAUUGAUCACACGAGUUAGAAUAUAUCUUCUAUAUACGUAUAUUUAUAUUUUAUAAGAAUAAUAUAUGUUAAAAAGUAUUUUAAGUACAAAUUAUUCCACGAUUCAAAAUGAAGAAAUGAAAUUUAAUAAUAAUUUCGUUUCUUAAAAAAGAAAUUUCAAGAACUAUUUAAUUGAGAACAUAUAUAUUUCUUUGAUCACUUAUCACAACAGAUGUUUCGAAAAACUUAUUAUCACGAUUUAUAAGUUCUAUCAAUAUUAACUAUAAGUUUCUUUAUUGACAAAUGAUACGACAAAGUUGAGUAUCGGUUUUUCUUUUUCACAUUUCAAAAUGUAUCUUUCUCACGAAUUGAUUUCAUUUUACUAUAUAUAUAUGUAUAUAUAUAUAUGUGUGUGUGUGUGAGAGAUUGAAGAAAAGAGAAAGAUGAAAGAAUAAAAGAUAACGAAUUGAAUUUUUUCUUUAUAUUUUCUUUAUAUUAUUCUCGAACGAGUAAUAUAAAAUAAUAAUAAAUAUAUUUGUAUUAAUAUAACCAUAAUUGCAUUAGGUUAUAAAAAAUAAAAUUUGCUCAUCUCAAAAUUAUCUGAAAUAAUAAUUAAAUUUUAAUAUAAUAAGCUAGCUAGAUUUCCGACGAAAUUUACAAGUAUAAAUUAUUAAAUAAAGUUAAUUUAUAAAUAACUAAAUUUAUCCCCUUUUAGUACGUACUACGUAUUUUCACCAUCAUAUACAUAUCUACAUCCAAUCAAAUCAAUAAUGGAGACAAGACAUUUACUUUUCCUAAUUAUAUCGUCGAUUCCCGUUCAAAUUCUUUUCAUCUUUCUACAUAAAUUUCUACAUAAACGAAUAAUCAGGCAUCUGAUCAAAAAAUUAACCAUUUUUCCCAUAUUAAUAUCGUAGAUAAAAAUGCUCGCCCCUGUAAUACUGAGAUAAUUAAAAACCAACUCUCCUUUACUUCAAAUACAACGAGAUGAAACGAAACGUCAAUCAACUAGAGAAGAGGCGAACAAAAUUCUCCUCCGAUUAUCCUCCAUCCGUGUUUUUUAUUCACCCCUUCUAAAGUUUCUCAAACGAACGGUUUCCAAAAAAAAAAAAAAAAAGAAACGACGAAACAACUCGUUCGAAGAAAACGAGAAAUAAAACCGUGCGAAGAGGACGGGAGAAGACGAGGUACGGUCUGUCCGUCGAGCGACUCGUACGAUGGAAUGGGCUGUGUGCACGCAUGAAACGUGAAGCGCGUUGCGCGAGAGGAACGCUGCGGAUCCGCGUCGGCGCGCGAGCAGCGCAAAGCGUCGACGGCUGGUCGUCCCUUUGACGUCGUCGAGGCGAGUCGUGGCGGCCUCGAAAGCCCGAUACGUGUGUGUAUAACGCGGUGUCGUUUCGCUGCACCGGCCCCGAUCGAAGCUUCUGUUUCUCGCUUCGGGAGAGGCUGCCUUUGUUCGCGUGCACCGGGAGUCGAUAUCUCGGCCAGUGGCGUGUACGAAAACGGAAACGGAGGAAGCGUAGCUGCUCCUCCGGGCUCGUUGUCGUGUGUCGGGAAGGUAGUACAGUGGGGUGGAGCGGCGCCGUCCCGACGUCGCUCACGGACCCGAUAACACCGGACCACGAUUACCCAGUGCCCUAGUCUUCGUUCUUGGAUGUGCUUACGCGCGUGUACUCGCGUCGCGUAAUUGGAAGAGAGAAAGAAAGAAAGGAAGAAAGGGGAAGGAAAGAAAAAUGUGACUGUGAAAUUGGGGGGAGAGAGAGAGAGAGAGAGAGAGAACGAUCGAGACAUUUUCGAGAAUGAACGCGAUCGAGAAUAUUUGAAAGACUUAUUAUGAAUAUCAGGACGUUGAGGAUCGUAUCUUCGUUCACGAGAAAGGAUCGUGUUACUUGAUACCUAUCCGUCAUUAUCGAACUGUACUAGGAAAAUAUUUUCAAUAUUACAAUAAAUACCUGGAAAUUUGAAAACAGAUAAUAACGUUGUUUCCGUCGCGAAGGAGAUAUAAAUAAGAUAAGAGGGAAGAUAGAGGAAGAAAGAAUUAUCAAGGGAGGGGUAAGAUCUUGGAGGGUAACCCCCUCGAAUAGGGGGCACCCUCGCGCGAGAACCCAGCUGGCCUGUGCAUGAUUCCGUCACUGCACGACGGUGGUGACGAAGGGGCUGAUGUCAGUGCGGCCACUCGGCGCCCGCUCCGUGGCUCGGAUGCGCGAACGCGACACCCGCAUCGUCGUCGUACCGCGAGUGAAGCUCCCGGCGGAGGCGGAGGCGGCAGUAGCAGCGGCCGAUGACGGUGAUGGUCAGCCGCGAAACAGUGGUGACUGCUGACUGGUGCACGAUCAAACGCAAUCUCUGUACACGGCCGCGUACACGGUGCCGUGCCGGUCGGUCGGUCGGUUUUGGGGGCGCAGCUUCGGGGAAUAAUGCGCGUUAGGCACGUUACGCGACGACGAGGACGACGGUACGACGCGAGGGACCCGAGCGGCCAGCCGCGGGUGCAGCUGCAGCAACGCAAUUAUGUACGCGUACGGUUUCGAGAUCACGUAGUGGCUGCCGUGUAAUUAUGUUGUCAUCGACGCGCGGCGCGCCCUGUGUAGCUUCACGGUGAAAAUCUGGCGUGAGCGGUGCCGCGGUGGAACGGGGAACAUGGCGUCGGUCUCGGCUGAGACUCCAGCCAGCCAUGGGCACAGCUUCAGCAAGAAGACGUUUCACAAGCCGACGUACUGCCAUAGCUGCACCGACAUGCUGUGGGGCCUCAUACAGCAGGGGUACAUCUGCGAAGGUGAGCUCCUGCCCGUCCAUCUCUCUCCCCCUCCCCCCUCCCUCUUUGAAACCUACCCCAAUUCCUUGUUUAUUACUCUUUUCCUCGCUCGUCCGAUCACGUAUGCGAUUGAGUAGAGCGGUAGGUGAAACUCGUCGAGCGGAGUUUAAUUACGUUUGUUGCGAGAUCGAGGAUAUUUCGCUGGGUAUUUGUAUGUAUUUUGGAUUGGUAGUUGAAUGGUCCACACUUGCGCAUCGAUCUUUCCAUUUUAUAAACGAUAUAUCGAGUUUUCUUGGAAUAUAUAUAUAUAUAUUCGAAUGUAGGUGAAAUGGAAAGUGAUUUUCCGGACGAGGUUUAUUGGAACAUGAAAAAAUCGGUCGAAAGAGAGGUAGGUUGGAAGGAUGGUUUAUCGAGGGGAUUAAGUAUAUAUAUAUAUAUAUAUAGGAGUUUGUGACCAGUGUCGGGGCAAGUUUUUAACGGAGAAACCGCAAGGCAGAGGACCGAUCGAUAAUGAGCGCGUUCGGUAACGAAAUCGAAUACGCGGCGCGUUGCCGCCGAAGUAUGCUCGUCCCGCCUUUUCACGGGCUCCGAAACCUUGGUCGGCGUGCAAAGUUGAAGCUGGCUGACCUCCAAGAAUGAUGAAUGGCAAGUGCCCAUUCAUCGUAUGUACAGAGAGGGUGGUACGUUCAUCCAGAGAGGAUCGUUGCUUUCUAAUUCUUGUAACUUUUAAUCGAAAUCUCAAUUUGCAAUUUUCAUUCUCCUAUCCCCUGUGAUUGUGCUCGAUUCGUAGACUAAGGAUACGGGAUACGAAUAACUUUCAACAUAGAAUUCAAUUUAAUUGGGUAGAAAUUGAUUUAAACUGCAACGAAAAAAGAAUAAUUGUAACCUCUAUUAUAAUUAUUAAAUUUGUUAUAUUUUUUAAUCGAUUUGCCUGGAAUAUUAGCAUCUUAAUCUACGUAAAUAUUCAUCAACUCAGAUAUUCAUCAAAGUUGUUCGAUGGCUUAGGUUUUCAAAUUUCAAAACAUAUCGUUCAACUUUAAAAUUCAGCUAAAAAGCGCCCCAAACCUGUGCCCUAGUUUCUCAACGUGACAUUCAAAUAUUUUUGCCCGAUAUUAUCUAGCAUCUAGAUCCCGAGCUAUCAACAGCGACAGAUACUCAUCCACCCCUCACGAAUCGUUCCAAAUUCUCCACAAACGUUUCUCCAACAUAACCCCAAACAUUCAUCUCCGAACAACGAGCAACAACUUUCCAUGAGAAUCCAUAAUUGCUUCCUCGUGCACGAUUCUCGCAAACCCACCAUCUUUGGAGCUGAUAACGGGGCGCCACAUUUCCCACCCCGUCACGAUUUGCGCACACUCCCAUUCGAGUGUUUACCCCUUGCAGCACAGGACUAAGAGAACGGGUGGAGGAGCACAAUAGCGAGAAUUCAAAUUGUUUGUCGUUUGGAUCCUGUAUUCUUUGCAGGAAGAAUGAAAGAAAGAAAGAAGGAAGGAAAGAAAGAAAGAAAGAAAAAAAGAAAAAAAAAAGAGAAAAGAGACGGCUACCUUCGGAAGAUUUUUGCAAGAAUCGUUUUCCUUUUCCAUCGUGGAAAUUCGAGAGCAACGACAGCACGACUCGGUUAAGGAAAAAUCGAGAUGGAAGGAAGGCGAGGGCGCGCGCAUCGAGCCUUUUCACAAGCAUUGAUCGUGGGGGGUGGUGUGGGAUAGCUGAUAGACUCUGGAGAGAGCAGGAGGAAGGAGUACACGGCGAGAGAGUUAGCUUGGGUCGAGGGGUGUGAGGGUGUGCGCGAAAGAAAGAGCUCGUCGAGGAGCGGAGGCCAUCGUAAAGAGUAAGCAUCCGCGGACACUUUGCAACUUGGUUACUUGUACUUUAUCGUUUGAUCAAACGAUGGAUUUGAUUCAUGAGUAUUAAGGGCACCAGUGAUGUCGAAUAAUUUUGACAGAAUGGAUGACAGCUGCAAUUUGUUGAAAUUUUUAAACAGCGAUAAUAAAUUGUUAAUCGAGUGCAUAUAAAUAUUUUUCCAGAGCUAUGGAUUUUCCGUGAACAUUUUAAUAUUGAUAAACUGAUUAUGCAGUUUUCAUUUUUUUUAGAAAUCGAGUUUUUAAAUUGUAUCAAUUUUUUCGAUUCUUUCGAAAAAAUCCCUGAAGAGAAAUUUAAUGAAGAUAAAGAAAUAAAAGAGACUCUUUUAUGCGUUUAAAUUAUAUAAUAUUUCUAUCUUGUCUCCUAUUUUUAUUUCUAAAAAUAAUUUUUUUACAUCAGUACGCACAUAGAUGAUAAAACAUUCUUCCAAUCAACAGUGAACGCGUUAAAUACAAGUAUCCUCGACUCUCGAGAGCCUCAGACACUCGACAGUCAUCACUCUUCUCGAAGAACGUGUUCAACAGGGAAGCAUUUUAACAUAUCAACAAGCAUCGAGCCGAAGCGAUAACACAGAGUACAGAACAAUGCAGUUGGUCGGUAUUACCGCGGGCAAUUAGGAAGAGCAGAAACGGAAUUCAAGAUGAGAUGAGAUCAGAUCAAUCAGGAAUGUCGCUUUUAAACAAGACACAGCGGUGCGUUUAGACUCGUCGUCGACCAGGAAUAUAUGAAACGUGUAUACAUCUGGAUCCACGCAUUUCUGUUCGAUACGCCAACGCUAUCGAGAUUUCUGAUUUCUAGAAUACGUAUGGAAACGUAUCAAACGGAAAACUGUUCAUCCUUGUUGAUUUACUUUUCUUAACGUUUCCUCAAAUUCAUCCUCUUUUUCUUGUUCUUUUCUUUUCUUUUUUGUUUCAUAAUUGAAGUAUUAAAUGAUAUAAAAAAAAUAAGAAAGCAGUGGUACGUUAAAAAGAGAAUUCUGAAAGAGAUGGAUCAACACGUGUGAUCAAAGGUUGUACGAAUAUUCGGAAUACUUUGGACCCGAUAUCUUUAAUUUUAGCUUUCAGUGGGAUUUUCAGCCUCGAUCGAUCGAAUAUUCCACGGAUCACGAUAGAUCUCUCGAGGUCGUUGUUAGAAAUGUAGCAGGAUCUGGAUUUCUUCGUUUGAUUGUAAAAACAUCGGGAAUCGAAUAUACGUUGAAAUGUAGAAUUAAUUCUGUUUGAUAUUAAUUCGAAACGUUCAAAACGUUGAUUUUCUCGAUUUGAUUAAGGAAACGGUAAAGAUUAAUAUAAGAUCGCGUAUAAUAUAAUGUCAACAAGUAUUAAGAAACAAGAAAAGUUUAACGAAUUAUUCAUCCUUUUUAGAAUAUUUAUGAUCGAAAAAAGAGAAAAACGAUGAAUGAUUCGACAAUACCUUAGAAUUUAAUUCAUAAAUUCUUCUUUACAUUUCGAAUUAAAACAUUUCGAGUGCCGACACACUCGUGUAUAAGAUCGUGUUAUGCGUCAACACGAAUUUUAUUUUGAACACAGCAUCUCGAUAAAUUUAUUUUUCGCCCCGUUGAUUCAGAGAGCUGUUUGUAAGAUGAAUACCCCGAGAUUCGAGAAUUUCGGGCAAUGUCGUUCAACUUAUUAAUAGUCGUUCACCUCGCAAUGCGGUGGAAAGAAAUUUAUGAAAAAAAAAAAAAGAAAAAAAGAAAAAAAGUUAUGAAGAAAACCGUGGAAUAACAGAACAGUUCUUCAAGGCUGGCUUUAUUUUUAGCAAACCGGAAAUAUAGCGUACACCAUUGGGACGCUGUUACACGUUACGUCGCUUUUUUACCUGUACGCGACAAAUAUCUUAAAAAAAUCGAUAAGAUUAAUAUUCCAUGAUAUUAUUUUUUUUCUCCAACUUUUUUAGGUUCGAUUCGCAACGAGCUUUUUCGAGGCGCGUUUGAUGCGAUAAUGUUUUUCACAUUAAGAUGAUCAUUUAAAAAUAACUCGAAUUCUCGUCAAGGUUAAACUUUACAAAUUUCCAGGAAAAGGAAUAUUUUUUUCAUAAAAUGAUAUCGAAUAGGAUAUAUUAAGUUUUUUCUUUUUUUUUUUUUUGAAAUUAUUACUUUAGUCGUAGUGUAAAUUUAUUUAAAAUAAAGUUCUUCAAAUAUUCUAAUAAUACAUCGUAAUUAUUAUUCUGUGACGAAUAUAGGGUAUAAGUGAAAAAAAACGUAUUGAUCGAUAUUUGUUGUUCUUAUAUUUUCGCUCUCUGUAUUUUGAAUAAGUGUCGCGUUAUGAAAAGUGCACGCGUUUGGACAUACUUCCCGAAUGGAUUCGAGGGCUCGUUAUUGUCGAGAGAAGGCAACAAACAGAUCGUAAACCUCACAAUUGAGUGGAAACGUUACGAUGCAACGAAAUGAAAUAAGAAUUGAUAUUAGACACGCUGCAAUUGAAUGUUGUUUGAGUGUUGAAACAGAGGAUAGACAAUUAUUGGACUAAAAUUAUUGAAACUUGAACAACUGUAUGAUUGUUAUUAUACGAUCUUUCUUUUUUUUUCUCACUUUUGCAAAUUUAUUAAAAUAAAAAUAAAAUGUAAAUGAUUGAAUAAAGAAACCCUUUUUUCCUAAA